AUGACUCUUCAGGAGAAACGGAGAGCAUUCUACAUCGUCUCUCUGUCCUGCGGAGUAUUUGAUUACCUUGAAGAAACGCCUAUUUUUCGAGAGUACCACAGUCUAGCAGAAACAGGAAUGAUCAAAUUUGGAUACACCAUUCUAGUUGUGACGAUCCAAAAUCCUUCCAAUCUACAAAAGAAAUAUCGACUGGAGUUCGACUACUGGAGCAUGUAUGGAUCGAUUUACCAUGGUGGAUACACCACACAAUCACUGGUCUUCACCUGCACAGGUGCUCCCCGUAUCUACGAAAUAGCUACACGAGCUUCCAUCACUACUACGAAAGAUAAGGAAGACAAGAACAGGAAGAGACUAAGUUUCCUCAACGACGGACACAAACACAUAGUGGCUACAUGUUUCACAUAUAGGGUUCUCCUGAGAGAUACGACUGACAUUCGCCUGGUCCAUAUGCUUUCCAACGAGCGUUAUAUUCCACCCCUAGAUAGGUGGAUUGAUAGACGAUUUCCAGACUCUGUUCCGUACGCAGAACAACUUGGAAAGUUCUUGGUGUUACUCACGGCACAGAUAUUUCCAUUUCGGAUCAAGUAUCAGCUUCAGAUGCUUGUCUGGAACGGAGAGCUUCCGCCUUCGACAGUUAUUGGCCUCUUUCCAUAUGCGUAUGCUCUGCUCUCUAGGAGACGGUUAGAUGUUGCAGUCAAUGUGUUUCAGAAGCUACCAAGGAAGCUCCAGCGUCCCUGUCCAAAUGUGGAUAGCUCUGAGUUUGAUUCCGAGAGGUUAAUCGAAAUCCUCACCGAGAUUGAAGAGGGAAAAGUGUCGGAGUUUCUGGAUACAGGAAGACCUGGACAUGUGCACCAAAACCAGACAGAAGUCCACAGAGCUACAGUCGCACCCACGGGUAUCUAUCUAUGCGGACCGUACCCCGAAACUCAGAACCGAGUUUUGAGAAGAUUUUCAAGAUUCAAUGAUUUUUUUCUUCGCGUGGAGUUUGUUGAGGAAACUGGGGAUCCGAUCAUGUACGACAUCACAUCCAACCUAGAUGGCAUAUACUACGAUCGGUUCCGGAUGAUUCUGAGGGAUGGGAUCAUCAUCGCAGAUCGCCAUUUCAACUUUCUCGGAUUCUCCCACUCUUCAUUGAGGGCGCGGACAUGUUGGUUCAUGGCCAACUUUAUCUGCAAUGGCGAGCUCGUGGAUGUGUCCCGCAUGAUUCACAAGCUGGGGAAUUUCCAACACAUCUACUCGCCUGCGAAAUUUGCGGCCAGGAUCGGGCAGACGUUUUCUGAUACCCUGACCUCCAUUGCGAUAGAUCCUCGCAUCGUCAGAAGAGCUGAGGAUGUAGAAAGGAAUGGUCGCGUGUUCAGCGACGAGAGUAUCCUCUCGCGCAUCGGUUCGGCCUACAGUGUUUCAGAUUCGAUUAUCAGCUCGAAGAAAGGCCCAGAGAUAAUGCUCCGGAAAUCCAUGGUCAAAUUCGAAGCUGCAGACGACUGGAAUAUAGAGACAUGUGGGUCUGGAAUCGAGAAGCUCCCCUUCUUCUUGAACGCGCAGCUCAUCAAGAUUCUCGAGGAUCUGGGGGUGCCGGCUGAAGCAUUCCUGGAGUUGCAAGGAGAUGAGAUCGAAACACUUCGACAGACUGUGCAAUCGGCUGAGCAAACGGCAAAAUUUUUGGAACAAUCUCACAUGGCGAGGUCAACACGUCUACCCUGA
Messenger RNA from Rasamsonia emersonii CBS 393.64, 1701 nucleotides. Its product is annotated as RNA-dependent RNA polymerase. The record is from RefSeq and is a predicted model, not a curated record. Gene Ontology annotation, cellular component: nuclear RNA-directed RNA polymerase complex. Gene Ontology annotation, biological process: siRNA processing. The transcript is spliced from 3 exons. Lineage: Eukaryota; Fungi; Ascomycota; Eurotiomycetes; Eurotiales; Trichocomaceae. Bases 1 to 1701 code for a protein of 566 amino acids. Gene Ontology annotation, molecular function: RNA-directed RNA polymerase activity.